UUACAAGGCAACAACAUGCAGACCCGGGAGGGGAAGCUACAUGUACAUACAUAAUAGGGGGCAGCUCCUGCAGACCUGCAGGGACUCAGGGGUGGUCUAAAGCUCCGCCGCCGACCCUCGUCAUACCUGUAGGCUGUAGACGCUGGCUGGACUUACAUGAUAAAGAAGCAUCAACAUCCAACUACUAGCAAACCGGACAGACCACCCCCUCACCCCUCACCACAUAACUUUCUGUACGGCUGUCCGCUGUCCGCUGUCCGCUGUACGUGGGGUACCCAAGGUAAAAUCGAGGCAAAGAAAAAAAAAUUAUGGAGUCAAUCGACCCGGCUACUGGCCGAACGCUGCCACCCGAUGCCAUCCAAAGAGUGCUAUUCGUAGCGAGCCCCGUGCAUGUCUACAACAUCCCGCCCAUGACGCCCGGGAAGGGACAUGUCGCGGCGACCUGGACGGGCGAGGGCAGCAAUGACCGACAGAUCUUCACGGCGCGCAUGCGCGUCAUCGAGACUGCUAUCCCCGUGCCCGGCAACAACAACAACAACACCGACGCCGACGCCGACGCCGAAGGCGACGAGCAGGUAAAGACGGACAUCAUCCUCGAGGACGCCAGCACGGGCCAACUAUUUGCCGCGGCACCGUACACGGCUGCCGCCAUCGUCGAGCCCGUCUCCGACAGCUCGCGGUUCUUUGCGCUGCGCGUGCAGGACGACGCCGGCCGCAAAGCCACUCUGGGCGUCGGCUUCGAGGAGCGCAGCGAGGCCUUCGACUUCGGCGUGUCCCUGCAGGAGGCCCAGAAGACGCUUGGCUGGAGCAGUCGGGCCGGGGGCCAGGCCGGGAAGAAGCCGGCCGUCGAGCGGAAAGACGGCGCCGAGAAGCGCGAUCUCAGCCUGAAGGAAGGCGAGACGAUUACGGUUAACUUGCCGGGAAGAUUCGGCAGACGGAAGCCAGACCCGCCUCCUCAGGGCUCGGGCAACGAGGGUCUGUCGUCGUUCUCGUUACCUCCGCCGCCGUCGUCCGCAUCACCUGCUUCGGCGCCUCGCGGUUCGGGAAUACUUCCGCCGCCACCGACUUCGCACAGCAGCACGCGCGCAAAGCGGUUGUCAGCACAGGAUUUAGGGUUUGACAACGGCAAGUUUGGAGAAUUUGCAUGAGCACUGGAUUUGGGUAGCUUAAACUAAAGCUUUAUUACUGGAUAGGUAGCUUACGACGGAGGGAUACACUAUCGGUAAUAGUCUUACUCUCGAGAUGAAGUAGAUUCUCAUUAUGAACACUCUAACUAAACGAUGACUUAUGAACCUCCCCCCCCCCCUUAUC
This is a messenger RNA of Daldinia loculata, 1311 nucleotides long. RefSeq names its product DUF1681-domain-containing protein. The transcript has a single exon. The record is from RefSeq and is a predicted model, not a curated record. Gene Ontology annotation, cellular component: membrane; clathrin vesicle coat. Bases 309 to 1148 code for a protein of 279 amino acids. Gene Ontology annotation, biological process: endocytosis. NCBI's taxonomy places the organism in Eukaryota, Fungi, Ascomycota, Sordariomycetes, Xylariales, Hypoxylaceae.